Messenger RNA from Fusarium poae, 612 nucleotides. It is a transcript of the gene CRP15, whose product is annotated as 40S ribosomal protein S7. The transcript is spliced from 3 exons. Gene Ontology annotation, cellular component: 90S preribosome; small-subunit processome; ribosome. The coding region runs from base 1 to 612 and encodes 203 amino acids. The record is from RefSeq and is a predicted model, not a curated record. Gene Ontology annotation, biological process: translation; rRNA processing; ribosomal small subunit biogenesis. Lineage: Eukaryota; Fungi; Ascomycota; Sordariomycetes; Hypocreales; Nectriaceae. Gene Ontology annotation, molecular function: structural constituent of ribosome.
AUGAGCGCCCAGGCCCUUAACAAGAUCGCUCCCAACAGCCCCUCGAGGCAGAACCCCUCCGAGCUCGAGUCGAGCAUCGCCCAGGCUCUCUUCGACCUCGAGUCCAACACCUCCGAUCUCAAGGUCGCUCUCCGACCUCUCCAGAUCGUCUCUGCUCGUGAGAUCGAGGUUGGCCACGGCAAGAAGGCUAUUGUCAUCUUUGUCCCCGUCCCUUCCCUGCAGGGCUUCCACCGCGUCCAGCAGCGUCUCACCCGUGAGCUCGAGAAGAAGUUCUCUGACCGCCACGUCCUGAUCCUCGCUUCUCGCCGCAUCUUGCCCCGCCCCAAGCGAUCUGCCCGCUCUCGCAACAACCAGAAGCAGAAGCGACCCCGUUCGCGAACUCUCACCGCCGUCCACGACGCCAUCCUCGAGGAUCUCACCUACCCCGUUGAGAUCGUCGGCAAGCGCGUCCGCACCAAGGAGGACGGUUCCAAGCUCCUCAAGGUCAUCCUUGACGAGAAGGAGCGUGGUGGUGUUGACUACCGCCUUGACACCUACUCUGAGGUCUACCGUCGCUUGACAGGCCGCAACGUCAACUUCGAGUUCCCUCAGAGCGGUCCCGCUGACUUUUAA